Drosophila takahashii is the source of this 2604-nucleotide messenger RNA. Its product is annotated as kelch-like protein 26. Gene Ontology annotation, molecular function: protein binding. The record is from RefSeq and is a predicted model, not a curated record. Lineage: Eukaryota; Metazoa; Arthropoda; Insecta; Diptera; Drosophilidae.
UUUAACUUUCAUAGCUAGAACUUUACUAUAAAAUCAAAAAUAAUCAAAAAUACUUCCAGAAAUAAAAAAAAAUAAUAUCCAAAGAACAUUUUAAUAGGUCAACAAUUAUCAUAGACUUUAGACUUUAUCAAAGUUCCCAAGUUUGUGGUUUCUUUUACUACAAAUUCUAGAUAAUUGACUGCUUGGUAGGGAUUACUUGACCCCGAUAACGUCUUCGUGGCUAUGACACAUUCUUUGAAUGAGAAACUACCAACCAAGAGUGUUUCUCUCAGUGCACUUACUGUUCGUGUGCUCGAUAAUCCGCCCCCUACAACUUUCAUCAUGCAUUUCGCCUCUGAUACCUGGUGUUUAUUGCGGCUCAGGUCACGUUUGCAGCAGCAAACUCCGUCACAUGAGUUGCCUCGGUAAUUACGGUUUGGACAGCACUGGGGCUAUCUGCCCUAAUCUGGCCAAUCUCAAGGGUUCCUUUGUUUACGUUUUGUAGAUAGGCACAGCGUUAGAGGCCCGCAAAAACAAAGCAAUUCCAGAAAUCGAUGGUUUAGUUGACUCAUCCGCAGAGUGACAAUGAAAGUUGAUACACCAAUGGCUGCAGAUAAGAUGCGGCUCACUGCAGAUUACAUUUCGCACCGAUGAAUAAUUAAGCGAAAGAUGGCAAACUGCCGCAUCUAAGGUCGAGGCGUCAUCAUAGUACAGCCUUCAACCUGAGAUACUCAGAUACUUAGAUACCGAAUCGGAUAUCCAAACGCGACCAUAUGAGCAAACAGCAACAAGAUAUGUACAUAUUUUCAUGAGCGAUUCGGUUAUUUUUAACAACUACACGUACUGGACAGAUGAUGCGAAAAUAUUUACUCUUCUGGGGGUUUACUCUUGCUUUUCGGUGUAUAUCUUUCUUCUGGAGCAGCCUUCUGAAGUGGCCUGCCAUAAAUCCGAGAAUUGUUAAUUCAGCUGUCAUCUGGAAGCACACAGGUUGCAAAUCAAAUCGGGCGAAGCUCCCUUAUCUAUUCCGACCAGGCUUAUCGUGAUGCGCGGACCCACACACCUGCUAAACGCACUUGAAAUACUUUUAGAUGUUGAGAUAUCUCUGAAUUCCCCACUCGUGAUCCUUGCGAACUAACUCAGAACUUGUGGAAUAAUUCUCUAGCCACACACAAUUCCCCACAUUGCUCAUUUCCGAUGAAAGCGCUUCCGGCGGAAGGCGUCAGCCAGAUUCAAAUGCAAUGCCCCAAGCAGACGACACAGAUCCUGAAGACGAUUCGAGUUGCGACUUUACCACUGGUUCAAAAGAGACGGAGGAAAGCGAGGCGGCCGAGGAGAAAGAAGGGGACCAGGUGACGGAUGAUGUCCUCGAGUAUCUGCACAACAAUCCUACGGCCUUCAAUCGAUCUUCCUCCGCUGUGCUGAGCAUACAGGCCGGCGUCUUCAACACUGUCAACGAGCGCAGUUUGUCCUCUAUGGGCUACUCGACGGCGAAUUCGUUGAAGAAACCGUUGGAAACCAGUAAAUUACUUGAUGGGAAGACCAAUCUGUACCAGGAGGUGGUCAGCCUUGUCAAACGGCGAGCUCAGACCAAUUCAGAGGUCAGCAUCGGAAAGAGUCGGCACCCCGUGCAUCUAAUGGCCUUGCAGAGCUUCUCGCGAAUGUUUCGCGACAUCAGCAACGACUUGAGCGUGGAGCUGCCUGAGGAGAAGAUUACGCCUCGCUCCUUCUGCCUCAUCUACGACUGGAUGAUCGAGGACAGGCCGAUCCUACCUCGCCUCGGUCUUCUGGAAGUUCUCCAAGCUGCCACUUUCUUGCAGAUUCCGCAGUUAAUCAGCCAAUGCCAGUAUUGUCUGCAGAAUGGCUUCAAGGAGGACUCCGCGGCGAUUCUGUACUUUGAGGCUAAGAUCCUCAAGCUGGAGCAGACCCACUGGGAGUUCCUAAUGCGCGUCUCCAAGUUUUUUCUCACUCUGGUGGCCUCCAAAGAGUUCCUGCGUCUCCCGCUGAACCCAUUCCUCAUGCUGAUCAGGUCCAGCCGCAUUGGGGUCAAUACAGAGCUGGAGGUCUUCAUGGCCGCUGCUCGCUGGCUUAGCCACCACUGGCCCCAAAGACAACGAAACCUAACCGCUGUUGCGGGCAGCAUUCGUUUCGGACUGAUCCAGCCUUGGUUGCUCAUCCGAUUGCAGAAGCCGGAUGUCACCGCCGUGGAAGUGAGGCGAAUUGUAACGCAGCCCGAGGUGCGACAAGCCAUUCACGAUGGCAUCGCAUACACCACCACGCGACUUUUCUACGGAGCAGAUCGCGAGGCGUUCAUGCAGCAUUUGCACAAGACGAGUGUCGAGCCACCCGUGCAACGUUGCUGGAUAUUCGACCGAAAGUGCCGUCAUCACCAUCGCUUGCAAUGCAAGUUCACGCUUGACCUAACGUACGAGACGUUCGUGGAGUACCUGAACUAUCUGCAAACCCAGCACCGGGACUACUGGCAAUCUAUGGAACUCGUAGAGACCAGCAAUGUGUGCUUCAAUUGUCAGGCCAAAAGGUUGGAUCGAACUAAAGCCAUUAGUUGAGUUUAGAUGUUGGUUGUAAAAAUUGUGAAAUAUAUCUUGAUACUUAUGUCUUACUCAGAAA